CUUAAGAAACCGCUGCCGCGCCGGGCGAUCAUCACGAGGAGAAGCCGGGAAGAAUAAUUCCGGGCCGUGUUUUGUUCUGUGCCUUCCGCACCUGGAGGGGUCGGGGAUGGAGGCGAGAGAAUAUUCGCGUCGAAUCUCAGAAGGCUGCUUGCAUAUACGAGAGUCGACGAGGCUUUGGCAUGCGGAGCUCAUCGUGUGAAGGGUGGGGUUCUCUAGAACUGUGUGGGUCGUCCGUUCGUUCACUCAUUGAUUCAUGAGCAGAUUAGCGAUCGCUCGGGAGUGGCUCAGACCAUUGUGGUUUGGACGGACGGCCGGCGGAAUUUGGGAUCUUGAGGCGUGAGCGGAGAUCGCCCGAUCACUCUGAUUGAUUGAUUGAUCGUUCGUUUCGUGGAGAACAGGUCCCAGAAACCAAAUCCGUGCAGUCUUUGCAAUAUUACAACAGGUUUAAUCAUUACUCGGCAUACAGGAAAUCCACUACGAUAGUACGUCGGAGUGAUGUAUGUGCAAGGGAUGUGAGAUUUGGAGAGGUCCACUUCGGUCACCUUAAGAGGCAUGCGAUGGGAUAGUGAUAUUUAUCGAAUAGGGUUGACAUGCUACCGGGAGGACUCAAAUGUUCAUGAGAUGGAGUCGAUACGUGGAGCAUGAUUGCAUGGUAAGUGAGCUUAGGGCAAGGUUUACAUACAGAUUAUACUACGCUACAGACUUGCAGUGAUGCUGGCCAGGAGAGUGUGGUCUACACACAGUAGCCUGGUGAUCACUGAUCUCCAAUAGAUUGUAGGAUUUGGUCAAAUACCAGUACCAAAUUGCCGUCGAGCGUACCAUGAUUACGAACUGUUUCUUUCUGCUCAAGGUAGGUUAUUCAUUUAUUGGGAAUGAGUGAAUUGAGAUUCAGAUGCAUCUUCAUCUGUGCGAGAAGAGGCACGUCCCCUCGUCCCAAUGCAGGUAUUAUUUUUGAGGUCUGGUUGCGUCUACUGUUCGAUCCUUGCGAACUGAAGGAGAAGAGGAAGAGAGAACGGGCGAGAGGAUCGAGGAUGCAGAAGGGAUGAUACCUAGUAGCGUCGCGGGUCUCUAAGAUCAUUAUCGCGAAAUUCGUUAGAAAAGCCAAGAGCGGUGGGACCCGGAGCUCUAUCCAAAGUUUUGCGGGUGGGGCUUUCCUCACUGGUCUCUGAUCCGCGGCCCAGAUUGGUUGAGUUUCCACCGACUGACUUGACGUAAUAACACCAUUCAAUCACUAACGAGAAUGAAGUAAGCACCGCUCUGCAUUUGUGCAUAUGCAGUUUUCGAGAAACCGUGGGUUUGAAUGUGCGAGCCUGCCAUUGAGCUCCUUGGAAUCUAAAAAAGCAGCUUGCUCGUCUUGCCCAUCCACCUGUUAACGGGGAAAUCAUUACAACAGUUGGGUAAAACUUAUACAAGCGAAGAAGAUUCGAGCUCAAACCACACGGUUAAUGAGCGCAAUGGCAUGACAAUCUUACCACAGCAUGAAGGUGACACGCAGGUGACAUCAACAACACCACCAGUCUUCAAUGAAACCAUCAGUCGCCCAGUCGAUCACAGUGGACUCUCGCUCAUUGUUAGAUACUCUUCCUCGGGAAUGCAAAUACCCUUAGUGGCAGAGGAUAUAAUCAUCACGGAGAGAGAAAGAGAAACGCAAGGGGCAAAAGAACUGUUGUCAGGAACCUUGAAACCCUGAACCUUGUGCUGACUUUACUAUAUGCUCGUGAUCUCUCUGUGAUGGUACACGUGUCUGUCUGUGAGAAGCCACGUGGAGAAACUGUUUUGAAUGGAGGUCUUACUGAAAAGCAGCGAGGCCAGAUCAUGACCAGCUAGCUUCAUAAGACAUGCUUCAUAAAUCCUGUGGUGCAAAGUUUCUCCGAUUAAAAUUGACUUUCGCUCGUAUGGGCACACUUUUGGAACCCUGGCAUACGAAAAUUGUACUACGUUAUGGAAAGAGUGUAAUUUACUCCUACUUACAGUUAACUCAGUCAACGAUCGCGCAUUACGUCAAGCUCUGACUGAAGUGGUGCAAGUCUCCAUCUGCAUGCCAUAAGGAAGAAAGAAUCCACGUUUUAUGUUUCGCCGUUUACUUCUGCCAAUUGGAACAAGUCAGACCUGUGAAAGCUGCUCGACAAUUACGGUUCAACCUUCGAAUACAACGGUAGAGGAAGGAAAGGUUGGCGAGACGUGAAGUAGGUGAAACAAUAGACGGAUAUAAAAAAAUAUCCAGAUCGAACAGAGAACAAGGGUUGUGUGGAACAUGUGUCCGAUUGAAGUACAGAUGUGGAGGUUUCCGUGGUGCAAGCUGUGUUGCAAGCUGACUUGUGUUUACCUG
Marchantia polymorpha subsp. ruderalis is the source of this 2329-nucleotide messenger RNA. The record is from the annotation of a GenBank genome assembly. NCBI's taxonomy places the organism in Eukaryota, Viridiplantae, Streptophyta, Marchantiopsida, Marchantiales, Marchantiaceae.